Molecule: messenger RNA, 1178 nt
Organism: Solanum stenotomum
Lineage: Eukaryota; Viridiplantae; Streptophyta; Magnoliopsida; Solanales; Solanaceae
Product: xyloglucan endotransglucosylase/hydrolase protein 31-like
Exons: 4
Coding region: 26-907 (293 amino acids)
Biological process (GO): cell wall biogenesis; xyloglucan metabolic process
Cellular component (GO): apoplast; cell wall
Molecular function (GO): hydrolase activity, hydrolyzing O-glycosyl compounds; xyloglucan:xyloglucosyl transferase activity
Source: RefSeq, a predicted model, not a curated record
CAUCAUUCUCAAGCAAUUGUUAAGUAUGGUUUUACUUGUUUCUCUCCUUGUGCUUUCCUUAUUCUGUUUAAGCAAUUGUGAGGGUUCGGGUUGGCCUUCUCCGGGCUACUAUCCUAGUUCUAGAGUUGGAUCCUUAUAUUUUAGUCAAGGUUUUAGAAACUUAUGGGGUCCUCAACAUCAAUCACUCAACCAAGAUACUUUAACAAUUUGGCUUGAUCAUAACUCAGGGAGUGGCUUUAAAUCUUUAAGAGAUUAUCGAUCUGGUUAUUUUGGCACCUCUCUCAAGCUACAACCUGGUUACACUGCUGGAAUUAUUACUUCUUUCUAUCUUUCCAACAGUGAGGACUUUCCAGGGCAUCAUGAUGAAAUUGAUAUUGAGUUCCUUGGGACUACUCCAGGUAAACCAUAUGUGUUGCAAACAAAUGUGUACAUGAAAGGAAGUGGGGAUGGUCAUAUUAUUGGCAGAGAAAUGCAGUUUCAUCUUUGGUUCGAUCCAACUAAAGGUUUUCAUAAUUAUGCUAUCCUUUGGAACCCCAAUGAAAUAAUAUUUUUUGUGGACGAUGUUCCAAUAAGAAGGUACCCAAAGAAAAGUGAUGCAAUAUUUCCACAAAGGCCAAUGUAUGUGUAUGGUUCCAUUUGGGAUGCUUCAUCAUGGGCUACAGAGGAUGGAAGGAUCAAAGCUGAUUAUAAGUACCAACCAUUCGUCGGAAAAUACAACAAUUUCAAGAUAGGUGGUUGCACCACCAACGAUAAUCCUUCAUGCCGCCCGCCAUCUGGCUCUCCAUCGAGAUCCGGUGGGCUGAGCCGCCAACAGAAUGAUGCAAUGGAAUGGGUGCAAAGGAACUAUAAAGUGUACGAUUAUUGUCGUGACCCCCAAAGAGAUCGUACUCAUACACCUGAGUGCUAGAAAUGGAGAAAAGAAAAUAAAUACAGUUUUAUUUUUGGAGUGUCUUGGGAUGGAUCAUAUCAUGAUGAAUGUGAUGAAAAAGUAAUUGAAGCGUCCAAGCCUUCAAGGAUUUGGAGAUGUGGAAUUUUACUUAAUUUUCUUAAAAAAUUGAAUGUAUAAUUUGAGCAUUUUUGUUCCAGUUUCUGAAGAGAGUUUCCUUUUAAGUGUAUAUUUUUCCUUGAUGAUGUGUAUGAUUAUUUGACAAAGAAGGUACUUUUAGCAAAAAGAAAAA